Molecule: messenger RNA, 5927 nt
Organism: Mandrillus leucophaeus (drill)
Lineage: Eukaryota; Metazoa; Chordata; Mammalia; Primates; Cercopithecidae
Gene: LMO7
Product: LIM domain 7
Exons: 31
Coding region: 299-5194 (1631 amino acids)
Biological process (GO): regulation of cell adhesion; regulation of signaling
Molecular function (GO): protein binding
Source: RefSeq, a predicted model, not a curated record
CUGCCUCCGGGCGCCCGCUUCGCCUCCCGCGUCCUGCCUGGCUGCCCGGGUCCCCGCGGACCUUGAGUCGCUUUCGGGAGUUUAGAGAAAGCCAAGUCUUCACGUUCUUGUAGGUUGGAGACCUUAACGAAUUGCACAGCGCCACAAAGGGAACGAGAACCCGGGCGCCUUCGCAACCGGAGCGGAAGCCGGAGUUGGCUGCGGCCCGCGUGCCCUCCCUGUCCGUGGGGCCCAGACGCGUGGGCACACCCCCGCCCCUCCACGCAUCCACUGAGUCUCUCCCUCUCUUGUCCUAGCCAUGGAAGGGCUGGAGGAGGCAGAGGCCAACUGCUCCGUCGCGUUCGCCGAGGCUCAGAGAUGGGUGGAGGCAGUGACAGAGAAGAAUUUUGAAACAAAAGAUUUUCGAGCCUCUCUAGAAAAUGGUGUUCUGCUGUGUGAUUUGAUUAAUAAGCUUAAACCUGGCGUCAUUAAGAAGAUCAAUAGACUGUCUACACCAAUAGCAGGAUUGGAUAAUAUAAACGUUUUCUUGAAAGCUUGUGAACAGAUUGGAUUGAAAGAAGCCCAGCUUUUCCAUCCUGGAGAUCUACAGGAUUUAUCAAAUCGAGUCACUGUCAAGCAAGAAGAGACUGAUAGGAGAGUGAAAAAUGUUUUGAUAACAUUGUACUGGCUGGGAAGAAAAGCACAAAGCAACCCAUACUAUAAUGGUCCCCAUCUUAAUUUGAAAGCGUUUGAGAAUCUUUUAGGACAAGCCCUGACGAAGGCACUUGAAGACUCCAGCUUCCUGAAAAGAAGUGGCAGGGACAGUGGCUACGGUGACAUCUGGUGUCCUGAACGUGGAGAAUUUCUGGCUCCUCCAAGGCACCAUAAGAGAGAAGAUUCCUUUGAAAGCUUGGACUCUUUGGGCUCGAGGUCAUUGACAAGCUGCUCCUCUGAUAUCACGUUGAGAGGGGGGCGUGAAGGUUUUGAAAGUGACACAGAUUUGGAAUUUACAUUCAAGAUGCAAGAUUAUAAUAAAGAUGAUAUGUCGUAUCGAAGGAUUUCGGCUGUUGAGCCAAAGACUGCGUUACCCUUCAAUCGUUUUUUACCCAACAAAAGUAGACAGCCAUCCUAUGUACCAGCACCUCUGAGGAAGAAAAAGCCGGACAAACAUGAGGAUAACAGAAGAAGCUGGGCAAGCCCGGUUUAUACAGAAGCAGAUGGAACAUUUUCGAGUAAUCAGAGGAGGAUUUGGGGCACCAAUGUGGAGAACUGGCCAACUGUACAAGGAACUUCGAAGUCCUCUUGUUAUUUGGAAGAGGAAAAAGCAAAGACAAGAAGCAUACCCAACAUUGUAAAGGAUGAUCUUUAUGUGCGCAAGCUCACUCCAGUCAUGCCAAACCCAGGGAAUGCUUUUGAUCAGUUUCUUCCCAAAUGUUGGACCCCGGAAGAUGUGAACUGGAAAAGAAUAAAAAGGGAAACUUAUAAGCCAUGGUAUAAAGAAUUUCAGGGAUUCAGUCAGUUUUUACUGCUUCAGGCCCUCCAAACAUACUCUGAUGACAUCUUGUCUUCUGAAACACAUACCAAAAUUGAUCCCACUUCUGGCCCAAGGCUCAUAACCCGCAGGAAGAAUCUCUCUUAUGCACCAGGCUAUAGAAGAGAUGACCUGGAGAUGGCGGCCCUGGAUCCUGACUUAGAGAAUGAUGAUUUCUUUGUCAGAAAGACUGGGGCUUUCCAUGCAAAUCCAUAUGUUCUCCGAGCUUUUGAAGACUUUAGAAAGUUCUCUGAGCAAGAUGAUUCUGUAGAACGAGAUAUAAUUUUACAGUGUAGAGAAGGUGAACUUGUACUUCCGGAUUUGGAAAAAGAUGAUAUGAUUGUUCGCCGAAUUCCAGCACAGAAGAAAGAAGUACCGCUGUCCGGGGCUCCAGAUAGAUACCACCCAGUCCCUUUCCCCGAACCCUGGACUCUUCCUCCAGAAAUUCAAGCAAAAUUUCUCUGUGUACUUGAAAGGACAUGCCCAUCCAAAGAAAAAAGUAAUAGCUGUAGAAUAUUAGUUCCUUCAUAUCGGCAGAAGAAAGAUGACAUGCUGACACGUAAGAUUCAGUCCUGGAAACUGGGAACUGCCGUGCCUCCCGUCAGUUUCACCCCUGGCCCCUGCAGUGAGGCCGACUUGCAGAGAUGGGAGGCCAUCCGGGAGGCCAGCAGACUUAGGCACAAGAAAAGGCUGAUGGUGGAGAGACUCUUUCAAAAGAUUUAUGGUGAGAAUGGGAGUAAGUCCAUGAGCGAUGUCAGCGCAGAGGAUGUUCAAAACUUGCGUCAGCUGCGUUACGAGGAGAUGCAGAAAAUAAAAUCACAAUUAAAAGAACAAGAUCAGAAAUGGCAGGAUGACCUUGCAAAAUGGAAAGAUCGUCGAAAAAGUUACACUUCAGAUCUGCAGAAGAAAAAAGAAGAGAGGGAAGAAAUUGAAAAGCAGGCACUUGAGAAGUCUGAGAGAAGCUCUAAGACGUUUAAGGAAAUGCUGCAGGACAGGGAAUCCCAAAAUCAAAAGUCUACAGUUCCUUCGAGAAGAAGAAUGUAUUCUUUUGAUGAUGUGCUGGAUGAAGAAAAGCGACCCCCUACACUGACUGUGUCAGAAGCAAGUUACCGGAGUGAGAGAGUAGAAGAGAAGGGAACAACUUAUCCUUCAGAAAUUCUCAAAGAAGAUUCUACAACUUUUGCAAAAAGAGAGAACAGUGUAACAACUGAAAUUCGGCUUCCUUCUCAAAGUCCUGUGGAAGAACAACGCCCAGCCUCUUUGUCUUCUCUGCGUUCACUGAGCACACAAAUGGAGUCGACUCGUGUUUCAGCUUCUCUCCCCAGAAGUUACCAGAAAACUGAUACAGUCAGGUUAACAUCUGUGGUCACACCAAGACCUUUUGGCUCUCAGACAAGGGGAAUCUCAUCACUCCCCAGAUCUUACACGAUGGAUGAUGCUUGGAAGUAUAAUGGAAAUGUUGAAGACAUUAAGAGAACUCCAAACAAUGUGGCCAGCACCCCUGCACCAAACUCGGAUGCAAGCCAACUGGCUUCAAGCUCAUCUAGCCAGAGAGAGGCAGCAGCAACAGAAGAAGAUGUGACAAGGCAGUCCUCUCCUACAUCCCCCUUCUCAUCUCUUUCCCAAGACCAGGCUGCCACUUCUAAAGCCACACUGUCUUCCACAUCUGGUCUUGAUUUAAUGUCCGAAUCUGGAGAAGGGGAAAUCUCCCCCCAAAGAGAAGUCUCACGAUCCCAGGAUCAGUUCAGUGAUAUGAGAAUCAGCAUAAACCAGACGCCUGGGAAGAGUCUUGACUUUGGGUUUACAAUAAAAUGGGAUAUUCCUGGGAUCUUCGUAGCAUCAGUUGAAGCAGGUAGCCCAGCAGAAUUUUCUCAGCUACAAGUAGAUGAUGAAAUUAUUGCUAUUAACAACACCAAGUUUUCAUAUAAGGAUUCAAAAGAGUGGGAGGAAGCCAUGGCUAAGGCUCAAGAAACUGGACACCUAGUGAUGGAUGUGAGGCGCUAUGGAAAGGCUGGUUCACCUGAGACAAAGUGGAUUGAUGCAACUUCUGGAAUUUACAACUCAGAAAAAUCUUCAAAUCUAUCUAUAACAACCGAUUUCUCCGAAAGCCUUCAGAGUUCUAAUAUUGAAUCCAAAGAAAUCAAUGGAAUUCAUGAUGAAAGCAAUGCUUUUGAAUCAAAAGCAUCUGAAUCCAUUUCUUUGAAAAACUUAAAAAGGCGAUCACAAUUUUUUGAACAAGGAAGCUCUGAUUCGGUGGUUCCUGAUCUUCCAGUUCCAACCAUCAGUGCCCCGAGUCGCUGGGUGUGGGAUCAAGAGGAGGAGCGGAAGCGGCAGGAGAGGUGGCAGAAGGAGCAGGACCGCCUACUGCAGGAAAAAUAUCAACGUGAGCAGGAGAAACUGAGGGAAGAGUGGCAAAGGGCCAAACAGGAGGCAGAGAGAGAGAAUUCCAAGUACUUGGAUGAGGAACUGAUGGUCCUAAGCUCAAACAGCAUGCCUGUGACCACACGGGAGCCCUCUCUUGCCACCUGGGAAGCUACCUGGAGUGAAGGGUCCAAGUCUUCAGACAGGGAAGGAACCCGAGCAGGAGAAGAGGACAGGAGACAGCCACAAGAGGAAGUUGUUCAUGAGGACCAAGGAAAGAAGCCGCAGGAUCAGCUUGUUAUUGAGAGAGAGAGGAAACGGGAGCAAGAGCUUCAGGAAGAGCAAGAGCAGAAGCGGCUUCAGGCUGAGACUGAGGAGCAGAAGCGCCCUGUGGAGAAGCAGAAGCACCAGGCAGAGAUAGAGCGGGAAACGUCAGUCAGAAUAUACCAGUACAGGAGGCCUGUUGAUUCCUAUGAUAUACCAAAGAGAGAAGAAGCAUCUUCAGGUUUUCUUCCUAAUGACAGGAAUAAAUCCAGAUCUACUACUGAACUGGAUGAUUACUCCACAAAUAAAAAUGGAAGCAAUAAAUAUUUAGACCGAAUUGGGAACACAACCUCUUCACAGAGGAGUUCCAAGAAAGAGCAAGUACCAUCAGGAGCAGAGUUGGAGAGGCAGCAAAUCCUUCAGGAAAUGAGGAAGAGAACACCCCUUCACAAUGACAACAGCUGGAUCCGACAGCGCAGUGCCAGUGUCAACAAAGAGCCUGUUAGUCUUCCUGGGAUCAUGAGAAGAGGCGAAUCUUUAGAUAACCUGGACUCCCCUCGGUCCAAUUCUUGGAGACAGCCCCCUUGGCUCAAUCAGCCCACAGGAUUCUAUGCCUCUUCCUCCGUGCAAGACUUUAGUCGCCCACCACCUCAGCUGGUGUCCACAUCAAACCGCGCCUACAUGCGGAACCCCUCCUCCAGCGUGCCCCCGCCUUCAGCCGGCCCUGUGAAGACCUCCACCACAGGUGUGGCCACCACACAGUCCCCCACCCCGAGAAGCCAUUCCCCUUCAACUUCACAGUCAGGCUCUCAGCUGCGCAACAGGUCAGUCAGUGGGAAGCGCAUAUGCUCCUACUGCAAUAACAUUCUGGGCAAAGGAGCCGCCAUGAUCAUCGAGUCCCUGGGUCUUUGUUAUCAUUUGCAUUGUUUUAAGUGUGUUGCCUGUGAGUGUGACCUCGGAGGCUCUUCCUCGGGAGCUGAAGUCAGAAUCAGAAACCACCAGCUGUACUGCAACGACUGCUAUCUCAGACUCAAAUCUGGACGGCCAACCGCCAUGUGAUGUAAACCUCCAUACGAAAGCACUGUUGCAGAUAGAAGAAGAGGCGGUUGCUGCUCGUGUAGAUCUAUAAAUAUGUGUUGUAUGUCUUUUUUGCCUUUUUUUUUUUAAAGAAUAACUUUUUUUGCCUCUUUAGAUUGCAUAGAAGCAUUGUAGUCUUGGUAGAACCAGUAUUUUUGUUGUUUAUUUAUAAGGUAAUUGUGUGUGGGGAAAAGUGCAGUAUUUACCUGUUGAAUUCAGCAUCUUGAGAGCACAAGGGAAAAAAUAAGAACUUAAGAAUAUUUUUGAGGCAGAUAAUGAUCUAGUUUGACUUUCUAGUUAGUGGUGUUUUGAAGAGGGUAUUUUAUUGUUUUUUUAAAAAAGUUCUUAAACGUUAUUUGAAAUAGUUAAUAUAAAUACAUAAUUGCAUUUGCUCUGUUUAUUGUAAUGUAUUCUAAAUUAAUGCAGAACCAUAUGGAAAAUUUCAUUAAAAUCUAUCCCCAAAUGUGCUUUCUGUAUCCUUCCUUCUACCUAUGUAUUCUGAUUUUUAAAAAAUGCAGUUAAUGUACCAUUUAUUUGCUUGAUGAAGGGAGCUCUAUUUUCUUUACCAGAAAUGUUGCUAAGUAAUUACCAAUAGAAAGCUGCUUAUUUUCAUUAAUGAAAAAUAACCAUGGUUUGUAUACUAGAAGUCUUCUCCAGAAACUGGUGAGCCUUUCUGUUCAAUUGCAUUUGUAAAUAAACUUGCUGAUGCAUUUAA